Messenger RNA from Manihot esculenta (cassava), 1134 nucleotides. Its product is annotated as putative protein TPRXL. The record is from RefSeq and is a predicted model, not a curated record. NCBI's taxonomy places the organism in Eukaryota, Viridiplantae, Streptophyta, Magnoliopsida, Malpighiales, Euphorbiaceae. Bases 200 to 814 code for a protein of 204 amino acids. The transcript has a single exon.
AUAGAUAACCCCUACAACAUCAUUUUAUUUACCAUCCUACCCUUAUAUCCGAUCUAUAAAUCCAGCCCUUGAGAAUCGCUAGGUUUGCCAAACCAGCUAGCCUACGAAGCCUUUAGGAUGUGAAUUCCUCAAAAAGCCCCUCUUCUUCUGCGUUUUCUCUCCUGUCUUCGUCUUCCUCCUCUUUCUCUUCACCUGGAAGAUGCCUACGGGCUCGCGAUCAAGAAGAUCUAGCGGACAAGUUCAACAUUCCCAUUCAACUCGUGGAAGAUUUCAAAACCCUCAUACAUCGUCUUCAUCGUCCUCUGCAUUUGCUUCUUCAACUAGCUCCAGUUUCUGUUCCCCACCUACUGCUUUUUUUCAUGAUACCCACCAUAGAUCAAGCUCCCCUACUCGCGUUAAUCUUUAUACGACUUCGUAUUCUAAUUCUAAUUCUAAUUCCUUUCGCUUUUCUAUAGGUAGAUCUAGUUCUCCUAGCCGUUCGAUACCCAAGCAGAAUCACCCGAUCUCUCUCCCUAAGAAGACUUGUAUGUGUUCUCCAACUACGCAUCCAGGGUCAUUUCGGUGUAGUCUACACAAAAAUACUCGUACUCGCAAUCACGGAAGUGGUUCAGCACCGUAUACGCCUAACCGUCUGAACAUGAUGCGAUCAGCGAUGAAGAAUUCACUCGUUAGAAUUGGUGGCGUUGAGGGUGAAUGGGUGAAGAGAGCGUUGACGGCGUUGAUUCGGCCGUCUUCACAUCAGCAAAGACGUAGAGCUGAUUUCAAGCCAAAGCCAAGCCGGCUUUCGGUUAUGUCGAAAGCCGAAAGCCUGUGAUAUCUGAUUCUGCUUUGAGCUACGGUUGGUUAUUGUUUUAUCGUUUUGUCAUCAGAUUCCGGCAACAUAUGCUAAGAUUCCGGCGACGGUGUGCGUAGCUGAGUCAGAAACAGAAUCGAAUCGGACCGGACGUGUUUCGGUUGAUCUGCUAAGGUACCGUCUCGAAUCGGAGACGAAUGGAGUUUGAUGUUUGAAUUUAGCGUCGACGGGUUUUGUAACCAGGGACUCGGGAGGGUAGAGUUUUUUGUGGGACACAGAUUUGCAAAUCCUUUGUAAAUAAAUCUAAAAUUAAAAGUAAAAUUCAACCGUCUGGUUUGAAA